Molecule: messenger RNA, 2757 nt
Organism: Mesitornis unicolor (brown roatelo)
Lineage: Eukaryota; Metazoa; Chordata; Aves; Mesitornithiformes; Mesitornithidae
Product: kinesin-like protein KIF27
Exons: 14
Biological process (GO): microtubule-based movement; mitotic spindle organization
Molecular function (GO): microtubule motor activity
Source: RefSeq, a predicted model, not a curated record
CAGGCUCUAGUCAUGAAUGAAGAAGUAUUUAGCCAGAAGAAUCAUGAACUGCACCUACUGCAGAAUCAGAUAAAGACUUUACUACAGGAAAAUGAAGAACAACUGGAAUCUUUAAAGGAGGCUGAAGAAGCACAUAGAUUACAGAAUGAUAAAAUAGUGGAACAGCAAAUGCUGAUUGAUCAGCUAAAAGAAAAAUUAGAGACAUUUACAGAUGUUAAAACUUUGGACUUCUCAAGUGCUUGUCGAGAUGGGCCAGCUGCUGUGGCAUCUGCAAGGAGGCCAUACAGUGUCCCACUCACAAAGAGUCUGCUACACUCCCUUCACCCACCUUCCGGGACGGAGACCCGAAAGGUGCAUACAAGCGCCGCUGCCUUCUCGCUGGCCCGGAUAAUGGCAGAAUUCCAUGCUCGCAGCCAGAUGAUACUAAGCAACAUAGAAGAUCAGGAUAAAGUCCUUCACUGCCACUUAUCUGAUCUGAGUGAUGAAGAGGAAGAAAAUACAGGCAGCAAAAAGAAAACUUCAUUUAAGCAUUCCAUAAACCGAACAUGGACACGAAAACAGGCUUCUCUGUGCUUUCUUCCUGAUCUAAGUGAAAUGAAUCAACAAGUAGACAAGUCUGGUUUAUCCAGCAAAUCUGCACUACAGACUGACACAACCACAGGUGAAGAGAUUGACAGCCUCCAGAAAAGCCAUGUUUUUAACAUGCAGAAGUUAAAGAAUUCAGAGUUGAGACUCACUGAUGCUAUGCAAAAAAUGAGAGAACUUGCACUUAAUAUCAAAAUGAAAGAGGAACUUAUUAAGGAAUUACUAAGAACAGGUAGGGAUGCUCAGACUGUAAGCAGGCAAUAUUCUUUGAAGAUAAGUAAACUGGAGCAAGAAUCUGAGCAGGCCAAAAUGGAACUGGCUGAAACACAAAAGCGGCUUCAGGAGCUGGAGAGUAAAGAGAUGCGAGACGUUCCUGAGAAAGCCAAGUUACAAAAAGAGUUCCGGAAGAAGAUUGAUGCAGCUAAGUUGAAAGUGCAGGCCUUACAGAAGAAACAGCAAGACACUAAGAGUCUGGCUUCAUUAUCUAACCAAAGUGAGAGACAAGCAACAGAACUUGAGCAGAACGUGGCUCAGAUGAAACAUCAGCAGACCCAACUACAGAAGAGACUGUGUGUGGAGAGCAAAAAAAAGCAGCAACUGGAAGCAGAGAUUCAGCGGGACCAGCAACAAAUUAAAGAACUUCAACUACAGAUGGAGCAACAACAGAAGAUCCUUAAGGAUAAAGAGAUUGCUGCAUUUAAAAAGAAGAAAUGUAACUCACUGGAUACUUCACAGAAGCUACGGAGAUUAGAAGAGCAAAAGAAAUGGCUGGAUGAAGAAAUGGAAAGAAUUCUCCAACAGCACCAACAGUUAGUAGAACUAGAAGAAGAUUUAAAGAAAAGAGAAGCCAUUGUAGCCAAAAAAGAAGCAUUAUUGCAAGAGAAAAGCCACCUGGAAGUCAAGAAACUGAGAUCAAGCCAGGCUUUAAACAAAGAUAGUAUGAAAUUGUCUACUCGCUUAAGUAUGCUGGAUCAGGAACUGUGUGAUAAAGAUAUGCAGCUUCAGGGCAGCACCACUGAAGAUAAGACACAUAUUUUGGAAAAAAUUCAGGUUCUCCAGAGGGAAAGGGAUCAACUGCUCAGAAGAAGAAAUAGUGUGGAUGAGAAACUGAAAGAUGGUAAAGUGUUGUCAACUGAGGAAGAACAUGUCCUUUUCCAGCUGGAAGAAGGAAUUGAAGCCCUGGAGGCUGCUAUUGAUUACAAGAAUGAAAGUAUUCAGAAUCGCCAGCACUUGCUUAGAUCAGCUUCUCAGAUUCUUUCACAGAGUGAGAAUAACGUAAUAGGAAAACUAGUUUCCCUGUCUGCUGCUGAGCUCAGAGCUAUUCUCUUCAAGUAUUUCAACAAGAUUGUUGGCCUACGUGAGUCUGAACAUAAAUUACAACUGCAGAUGGAAGAACAGGAAAUGAAGUUCAGAGACCAGGAAAGCGUAAUACGUCAAUUAGAAUCUGCACUUGAACAUAUCAAGUUGCAGUGUGACAGGCAGCUGACCCUGCAACAUAAAGAACAUGAGAAAAAAGUACAGUUAAUACUGCAUCAUUUCAAAGAACAAGACGUUGAAGGUAUUGCAGAAACCUUGAAACAGUAUGAAGUAAAAGUCCAGCAACUGGAAAAAGACUUAUUUUUCUAUAAGAAAACCAGCAGAGAGCUGAAGAAGAAAUUGAAGGGCCUCUUUGGAGAGUCACCCUAUCAAUUACUGGCAUCCACUAAAUAUAACAGUGUUGGUGAUAAGACAUCCAGUCAAGAUGAAGCAGAAGUUGCUUCUGAAGAAUCCAAGUCGACGCUUAACCCCGAAACCAAUAGUUGGUCAGGGAAAACAAAAGAAACAGAUAGAACAAGUAUUUUUAGAGCACAGCAGAAUUCAUGCAAGCUUGGAGAAGAUGCUUCAGAAUUUGGGUGCAACAGAGAAUGUUUUUUGAGCAUUCGUGAUGACAAAACAGGAACAGAUGAAGCUCAGCCUUUAAAAUCUCCUCCUCAGCUACCUUCUGUCAUCCAGAGAAGAGAAACCAUAGCACUGUUCCAAGGAGUAAUUCCAGUAAAACUAUCUCGCCGAAAGCUACGUUAUAUUCCUCCCUCUGAAUUAUCUUUGAGACGCUCAAGCCUUGGAGUUGGUGUCAGUUCUGUUGCUCCAGAUUCCAUCGAAAUGGACAAAAAGUCUAGUGUCAAUAAGACAUAG